Messenger RNA from Oreochromis niloticus (Nile tilapia), 2740 nucleotides. It is a transcript of the gene ptger1c, whose product is annotated as prostaglandin E receptor 1c (subtype EP1). The transcript is spliced from 3 exons. Bases 1150 to 2160 code for a protein of 336 amino acids. Gene Ontology annotation, molecular function: prostaglandin E receptor activity; thromboxane receptor activity. NCBI's taxonomy places the organism in Eukaryota, Metazoa, Chordata, Actinopteri, Cichliformes, Cichlidae. Gene Ontology annotation, cellular component: plasma membrane. Gene Ontology annotation, biological process: inflammatory response; positive regulation of cytosolic calcium ion concentration; adenylate cyclase-activating G protein-coupled receptor signaling pathway. The record is from RefSeq and is a predicted model, not a curated record.
AUUUCUGUUUAUUUAUUUUUCAAAAGAAGCUUGAAGAGAUUACACAGAUAAAGCAGAGCUCCACACAGGGUAACAUAAUAAUGCUUUUUGUGUCAUCCACAAUUUCUGACAGAAGGACUUUCUGACAUCUCUUUAAAUUAGUCAAAAUUGUAUUUUAAUUAUUUUCUGUUUUAUAUUUUUAGAAGCUUUAAACUGAAUACAUACAUAUUCUCUGUAAUGUUUUUGGCCUUUGUGUAUUGACAGUUCCAACUUCAUUCAUUUUAUUUAAUCUUGAAAAUAAAAACAGUGGAAGGAUAAAGAGAUCUAUUUUUCUUCAGUCGUUUAGCAGAAAUAAAAUGAUGUAAAUAUGAUCCUACACAGUUUUGUUAAAGAGCUCACAGAAAAUAACUUCCACUUCCAUUCAAUGACAUUUUCCAUCUUUCCCCUUAUGUUUCUUACAUCUGAGGGUUCAACUUCAAAGACUGAAAUAGUUAUACUCAGAGAGGAAAUGGGAGACUGUCUCCACUUCCUUCCUGUUUACGUAAGAUCACAGAUAACAACUCUGACGUCUACACAUAGGUUUAUGAAUAAUGCUGUUUAAGUUAUCAUUGCAAAUUCCUUGUUUAGAAAAUGUUUAAAUACAUGUCUAAAAUACCUUUUCAAUAAUAUUAUUUAUAAUAUGUGAGAUACCUGUUAGGAUGUUGUUUAGCAUGUGAUGGUGCAUCUCCUAACUAUCUAAUUAUCAUCUCCUCUUUCAAACUCUUUUGAUGAUUUUUGCCUGGUGUAUAAAUGUUGGAAUUGGAGGAAGAAAAUGUUAGUAAGGACUAACUCUGGUUAUAUUUCAACAUUUGGGCUGACACCCAUUUUUUGAGCUCUACUCUGUUCCAAAUGAAUAUCUGUUAUGAGUAGAUUAAAGGACAUGUUCAGACGGGGAAGAAUAGUAUGCAGAGAAACCUGUCUGCAGAUAGAGAAAGAGAAAGGUAGACCAGGCAGGAAGAGGAGCUUUCAGAGGACAAGAAAAAAAAUUAGGGGAGGGGAAUGAAAGUAAAUAACCGUAGGCAACUGUGAUCAUACUGCGAUUUGGUACAUGAGGCGUCUGUGUUAUCAAGAGGCACAUUCAUCUUCCUUCAUUCCUUUUGAGUGUUCAUCCAAAGCAGUCUGAAGGUAUCAAUGGACAUGAUGACAACUUGCCAGCUGAAUCAGACAUGUGGCCAGCCGAAUAGUAGCGUCCCACCUCCCAUGAGCAAUUCAGGCUUAGCAAUAUCCUGCUUCACAAUGUUAUUUGGCACCAUUUCCAACCUUGCUGCACUGGGCAUCCUGGCCAAGUCUCGUGGUAGAUUCUCCCGCCAGUCGAAAGCACCGUUCCUACUUCUAACAGUGGCUUUGCUUUUGGCUGACCUGGGAGGUCAUGUGAUCCUAGGUUCCUUUGCACUGUAUCUCCACAUGAAUCAUCAGUAUACUAUGAAACUAUGUGAUGUCUUUGGAACAAAUAUGGUGUUUUUUGGCCUGUGCCCCUUGCUGUUCGGUUGUGCUAUGGCAGUGGAGCGCUGUGUGGCCAUCACUAAGCCCUUUUGUCGUGUUACUAUGAUUACUGUGGCUCAUGUGGUACGGGUGGUGUUAUUCCUUUCCUCUCUUGCACUUGUUCUGGCAAUUCUGCCUUUACUCAAAGUGGGGACUUAUACUAUCCAAUAUCCAUGCACCUGGUGUUUUUUGAGAGUUACUUCUCCAUGUUUCGCAGCUGACACUUACCUGGCUUUGAUUUUCUCAUGUCUGGGCCUCACUGCGCUCACCCUUUCCCUGUUCAGCAACACAAUGAGUGUUGCUGCAUUGGUGCAUGCCAGAAUGAAGACCCCCAAUGGUCAAACAAACCACACAACCCACUUUGGUCGUCGUGAAUCAUGCACAUCAUCUUCUUCGCUGUUUUUUUCAUUGGAUGUGGAGGUAAUGGUGCAACUGGUAGUCAUCACUGUUGUUUCCUGUGUCUGUUGGAGCCCCUUCCUUAUCCAAAUUCUUCUGAUGCAGCUCAAGCAAAGCCCUAGUACAUCAGCUCAAAAGCUCAUCUAUGUGGCUUUACGUAUAGCCUCCUGGAAUCAGAUCUUAGACCCCUGGGUUUACAUCUUACUGAGGAAGACAGUGCUCUUCAGAGUUUGUGGACAGAGAUGGACCCUGACAAGAACAUAGUUCCACUGUUUGCAUUAACUAUAUUAAUCAUGGACUUUUUGUAUAGAGCACAUAGAUACUUUCUAUUUAUAUACAAACCAAUAGCUUAUUUACAGAAGCAGUUAGUGAAUAAGAGAUGGGGGAGGACUUGAACUACAUUUCACAACAUUUAGUAGUCUGUACCGGUUCUGUCAUCAAUAGCAGCUACUUGCAGAUUGGCCAAUGGGGCGGUGUUAGUUUUGACCAAUCAAAAUUGAGAAAAGCUUGACAAGCAGCGAGUUUAACAAAUAGCGGACCUGCAGGAGGAGGUUAACGCCCGUGGUGGGUGGUGCUUCUGUGCCAGCGACUCUAUUCAAUAUGGAGUACAGAAAAUAGCCACAUUCAGCUGGAGUUUAACUGUUCUCAUUCACAUUUGUGCCACUCGGGCACAAAUUAUACUCGCAGGCUCGUAGAGGACACGUGACUGGACUCGCUAACGUAUGUUUGACAUAUUUAUAAAUGUACUUUGAAUAAACUAAUAAAUACUUGAGCACAACUGCGCUGUAAGAAGUAAAAGUGUGGUAAGACUUGGAAAAAAAAAUAAUACGGAUUUUCCUGAAAA